Messenger RNA from Lobosporangium transversale, 2462 nucleotides. Its product is annotated as arsenite-resistance protein 2-domain-containing protein. Lineage: Eukaryota; Fungi; Mortierellomycota; Mortierellomycetes; Mortierellales; Mortierellaceae. The transcript has 9 exons. Gene Ontology annotation, biological process: primary miRNA processing; mRNA processing. Bases 101 to 2371 code for a protein of 756 amino acids. The record is from RefSeq and is a predicted model, not a curated record. Gene Ontology annotation, cellular component: nuclear body.
GUAUAUCAGCCUCCCUCUCAACGGCCCUAACCUGACCAUAUUAUUUUUCUGCCUACAAUAGAAGGUGUCACAUAUUUUUUUUUAAAUCCAAUUGAUUACGAUGCCAAAGGAUUAUUACGGUCGAGGAGAUUACUCGGACGAUGAGUCUAGUUCUCGUGGUCGCGACAAAUUCAGACGCGAACGAAGCCCUGAGAAGGAUGACUUUGGCCGAGAUAAGCGAAGAAGAAAGACCUCGGCUUCUCCUGACGACAGAGAGAGGCGUCCUAGGAGAAACCGUUCUUCUUCCAAAGAUGUCGAAGGUGAUCCGGGUGAUCGCUAUAUUCCUAAUUAUGAAAGAGAUGGCUAUAAUCCAGCUCCUCGUUACAGUCGACCUGAUCACUUUAACAGUCGCUAUGACAGCCCUGGAGGAUAUGGCGACUAUCGUGGACCAAGGCGUCGUGAUGAUGGCUAUGGAGAUAUAGAUGGACCGGAUCCCAUGCCCUAUGGGGAAAUGCCUCCGAACUGGGGAAAUGCCGACAGGAUUGACGAUCCCAUGAAGCUUGAUCAUCUGAUUUCGUUUAAGCAGUAUUGUGAAUAUCUCAGAAAUCUUGAUCGUGCUUCUCAUCGAUACAAGCGCUAUUCAGAUGAAGAGCUUCAAUCUCGGUACGGGACUUACAAGGAAGAGUUUACAGCUAAACAAUAUGCAGCAUUCUUUGAUGUUCACAAAACAGAAGCUUGGUUCCAAGAGAAGUAUCAUCCAGACUUGUCAAAGUCGCGAGCAGAAGAGGCUCAAACUCUGCGAAGAGCACGCUACAAUAAAUUUGUUGAAGACCUAGCAGCAGGAAAAUACGACAACACUACAUGUGAUGAGGCUGCUGCCAAGAAAGCGAAUGCGGCAUCAGCAGAGGCGAAGACAGAAAAAUCUGAAACAGAUGGUGAGGCUUCUGAGUCAGUGGACAAGGAUGGCGACGUCAAACUUGCAAGCGAGGACAGUGAAGAACCUUGGCUAUAUCUGAGAGCAAUUCUACCAAAUGUCACUCGAUCUUCAAUUUUGGAGCGCUGCGAAAAAAUUGAAGGUUUUGUGAUGCUUUCGUUGUCCGAACCUCAUCCCUUGAAGGAGUUGCAGAGGAUUGGUUGGAUCAAAUUCAAGCCAGGAACAGAUGUUCAAGAAGCUUUGACCACCAUAAGCGAGCCUGCGACAGAAGACUUUCAGGUAUCCACGACAGCUCACCGACCUACUCGUGCCAGAUACACGCAUGAAAUUGCCAACACUGAGGCUAGGAUUCAUGCAGAUUAUGAACUGGCACUGGAAAUUGCAAAGGUCUGUGACAGAAACUUGAUGGAGUCUGCGGAAGCGGACUCUGGUGUGGCCGUCUAUGACGGCGUAUCUUUAUUACAGGCACGCCUCAAGGAUAUGAUAUUAGAAUCAUCUGAUGUUCCUAUGGAGGAAGGAGAAGAAGAUAGCGCACAGACAGCGAUUAAUCGCGCAAAUGAGCGCCGCUCCCUUGAUUUGUUUAUUGAGUACUUGCGUCAGGUUCAUUUCUUUUGUUACUAUUGCGGAGGUGAUAGUGACAAUGCAGAGGAAUUUACGCGCAAAUGCAGCAAGCAUUACCGCAAUCCAGAGACUAAAAUUACCAAUUCCAAAGGUGCUAUCUGGGUUAAGAAUCUUGAGCAGAAGCUUAACCUGAAGCUUAAACCUCCCACGGAUGAGGAGAUUGUUAAACUUGGAGGAAAAUCACUCGAGAAGGGUGUUCUGAAGUUUUUGCAGGGCAAGACACAGCAGGAUGAACCCACAAAAUGGCGCUGCAAAAUUUGCACGAAGCCGUUCCGUGGUGAAGAAUUUGUACACAAGCACAUUCGCACUAAACAUCCAGAGGAAAUCAAAUCGGUUGAAAACAACAUUCAACUUUUCAACAACUACAUAUUGGACCCCAAUCAUAUCAACCCAUCUGCACAACAACAACAGCCCCAACCAUCAGCUGGAUUCGGAUUCAAUAUGCCAGGUCCCAUGUAUGGUGGACCGCCUAUGCAAAUGGGCUUCAUGUCGGGUGGUCAUCCUAUGGGCAUGCCCUUCAUGAACCCAGGAGUAUCACCUAUGCCAGGAUUCCCUCCCGGCUUCAUGCCACCCUCUUUUGCAACUGCUGGAGCAAUGGCAGGGUCGCCUAUGGAUCAGAUUCCUCGCAUUGGCUUUGACUUACCCAAGCGUGGCGGCUCGAAGGAUGAUGCAGGCGACAAAUCAAAGCUUAGAGGGCCGGAUCUUAUCCCCGCCCGUCCACCAUCAAUGAUGCUCGACCCCAGAAGUAGGAUGUCUGAUCCUCGCAAGGUUAAAUCAUAUGUGGAUCUGGAUGCCCCAGCUGAGGGCGAUUUAGACUCAAAGUACAACCUGUGGUAAGAGGACAGCGAACACUUCGUCCAAUGUGGGGAAUGUUCCUAUCAGAUAUACUUUGCGGAAGCCCUUCCUUGAUGCUCGACCCAAGAUCAUU